Messenger RNA from Amborella trichopoda, 1246 nucleotides. RefSeq lists its product as uncharacterized. Gene Ontology annotation, biological process: endoplasmic reticulum to Golgi vesicle-mediated transport; intracellular protein transport. The record is from RefSeq and is a predicted model, not a curated record. Lineage: Eukaryota; Viridiplantae; Streptophyta; Magnoliopsida; Amborellales; Amborellaceae. Gene Ontology annotation, cellular component: endoplasmic reticulum membrane; endoplasmic reticulum.
GCCACUUCCCCGCACUUUCCCAUUGCUUAGUUUCACAGGAAACCAUACUAUGUGAGAAUAAUGGAGUGAGAGGGAACCUGCAACAACUGCACGGGGUUCCAUUUUUGUUUGCACCACUGCUUUCGAGGAAGAUUUUGAACUAAAUAAGAACUGGGUUUUUUUUUUUUCUUGUUGGUUUAUACUGUUGUUCUCUUUAGAAGAAUAAUGAUUCAGCUUCUUUUCCUGGUUCUGUUCAUGGAGGGGAUAGUGGCAUUGCUUCUUAUGAUAAAGAUUGGGCCAUUGAGGGAGCUUACCAUGAAGGGUUUGGACCAGUUGAAGAUGGGAAGGGGCCCUGCCACUGUUAAAACGUUAGCCUGCACAAUGGCUGUGAUCAUGGCUUCGAGCAUAACCAGCAUUCUCAAGAUUCAGAAUAGGGGACUCAAGAUUGGGACUGUUACGCCUAUGGACCAGGUGCUAUGGAGAACCCACUUGCUGGAGGCUUCUCUCAUAGGCUACUCUCUGUUUCUUGCUCUGGUAAUUGAUCGAAUGCACAACUAUCUCAGCAAGCUAAGUGGGUCCAAGAAAACCCUUGGUAAUUCAAAACAGCAAGCAAAGAAAUUCCAAGAAGAGUAUGCACUCCUCAAGGAAAAGCAAGAGAAGGCUUCUGAAGAGAUAAGGGCACUCAAGGAAGAGAUAUCAAGCCUGACUGAGAGGUUGCAGAAACUGAAACUAGAAUCUGAUGAGAAGGAGAAACGAGCUCAGGCAGCAGAAGCCAAUGUUAUAGCCCUCCAAAAACAAUCUGAGGACUUGCUUCUUGAAUACGAUCGCCUUUUGGAGGACAACCAAAUUCUCCAAAGCCAGACACUAAUGGGAGCUUACAGGACUUGAAACCACUUAUUGCUCGCUUGGCGCGGUUUUAACUGCAUAUUAUCCUGGUCAGCUAUAACGCCUGGCAGCACAUUGUGCAGUAGUUUUGGAAGUCAAAGGUGAAGUCCACAUUUGACGAGAGCUGUUCAAUGUUGUAACCUGCACUAAUGUUGUUUCCUACUUGUUUUGUUUCUGUUGAAUUUGGGUUUUGGAGUGCACUGACAGAAUUUGCGACUCCUUGCUGUGCUUGUUGGAGAAUUAUGGAGUCCAUGAUGUAAAAUUCUGGCAGUGGUUCCCUACAUCUUUUGGCUGGAACUUAAGGGGACUGCAAUGGAUCUUGAUUCUCCAUUUGAAAAUUUGUCAUUUUGUGAUGGAAAAAUGCAUCCAAAGUGUUUUCUAC